AUGACUACUGUUGAAGAGUCACAACUACUGACUGAUCAAGGUGAUUUUGAAUUUGAUACUCAAAACUCAUACUUGUUUUCCCACAAUGCUCAAGAAAGUAAUGAACUCGAAGAGGAAGAUAUUUUUGCUACUAGCAAAUCCAUAUUGUUUCAAGAUGUAGAAGAGAACCAAAAUGAGAAUAAUAUGGAACUAGAUGAUAUUGCCAAUGAGGAAGAGCAAAAUGAACAACUAGAAUCAAACACUGUUCAAGACUACUCCCCAGUAAUGCAUGCCUCAAAAACUGUCAAAUUAUUCUCCGGAGAAGUGAUCAAGUUAUCUCCAAGAGUUUUCAAUACUACCACCAUUGAUGAGACGCAGUUGAAAGGUACUUAUAUGGAUAUGGAUUCAUUAACCACGAGAGCCAAUUUGCGUAAUUCGAUUAAAGAACAAAAUAGAAGAAAACAAGUGGAAAAUCCAACAUCUACUACGAAAAAACUGCAUCCACGAUCCAAGAUUUGGACAGAGAAGUAUAAGCCAACCAGUUUUAUUCAGCUAUGCUCUGCAGGCAAUGAUAAACAAUAUAGAUUAGUUUUACACUGGUUGAAAAAAUGGUCACAUACAGUUUUCCAUGAAGAUAUUCACGAUAGAGAUAAUGUCGAUUCCCUUGGACGUCCAUUUAGAAAGAUUUUGUUGAUUCAUGGUCCAACAGGUAUUGGUAAAACUACUGCCACUCAUAUUCUAGCGAAUCAAAUGGGAUAUAGUGUUCAAGAAUUGAAUGCUUCUAAUAGUAUGGAUACUUUACCUCAAGCCUCAGGUGGUGGGGGUGGAUCAACCGCAUAUUCUAAUGCUUCUGCAGCCUUGAAAUUGAAGAUAAUUAAUGCUUUGACUUCAAAUAGUAUUUCUUCAAAGGGAAAGCCAUCAUGUUUGAUCAUUGACGAAAUAGAUUCAUUGGCUAAUGUAAGUGAUGUGAUAAAAGUGUUGAAUGAUUUAGUUCAAUCUGACCAACGUGCACUCAAUAAGAAGUUAAGAAAACCGAGUUUAGAUGAUCCACAAGCCAAGAAUAAAUCAAAAAAGAAGGAUUUUUUGUUAAAUCGUCCAAUUAUAUGUAUUGCCAAUGAUAUUUAUUCCCAGCAAUCCAACAGAUAUGGUCCAAAUCCAAUGGACAAACUACGUCCAAUAUCAGAAAUUGUUGCAUUUAAAAAGCCAGUAACUGCAAAGGCGGUAUCGGGAGCCAAAUUUGGUGGUAAUGCUGUUAAAUCAGUGAAAGAUCAUUUGAUGAAUAUAAAUAGUAGAGAGAAACUUGGUUUAGAUUAUCAAGAAAUUGGAGAUGUUGUUGAAAUUUGUGAUUCUGAUAUUAGAGCUUGUAUUAAUCAUUUGCAAUUUAAUAGUAGAAAAGUGGUAACUGUUGACCAAAAAGUUAACAACAAUGAACUAAUGGAUAGACAACUUUCAUGGUUUGCAAUGGUUGAUCAGUUGUUUAAACGUGAUCCACAAUUAUCCAAAGAACAGAAUUUUAAUCGUAUCUUUAAUAGCUUCAUGAGUGGAGAAGGCAAAACUAUAACUAAUAAUUCCAGUACUUUUGAUAAAGUUCUCAAAGGUGUUUUUGAUAGAUACUUGGAUGUGGUUCAUAAUCAGGAUGAUUCAUUGAUUAAACCCAGUGAGUUUAGUGAUUGGGUUGGUGUUUAUGCUCAAUUUAGUAAACAUAAUGAUACUAACGAAUAUUUUCCAUUACUUGGUCUUAAAACAUGGUCUUUGUUUAGUGAAUUAAAUCCACAAAGAUACAACCAACUGCUUAUCCCUAAUGCAAAGAAUUUAGACUUUGAGCAUUAUGAAUUAUUGAAGACAAAUAAAAAUAUAAUCAAGACAGUAUCAGACAGUUUACCUGUUAAAGUUCAACUUGCACUUGGUAUUAAUCCUGAAAAUGCUGCUACUCAGUUUUUGCCAUACUUGGCAAAGAUAGUUUGUCCUAGUUUAUCUGCUAGAUUAAAAUCUGAUUUAAAUGAUACCGAAAAGAAAUGGGUAGAAAAAAUUGCCAGUAUAGUUAAAGAUUUUGAUUUAUCGUUAGAGAAUCUGAAAGAUUUAGAAACUGGGUUAGUAUCGUUAAAGAUGAAUCCAAAUUGGGAUACAAUCACCGUAUUUGAUAAUGCAUUUGCACCCGUGCCUCUGGCUUCUGCUUUCAAACAAACCCAAUUCCGUCGUCAAGCUAUAUUCCCUUUGGUAACUACAGAACUAGAUAGAUUGAGCAUGUUGAGAAAAGCCGCCAAACGUCCACUAGCUGAAACUAUAGAGAAGGAGGAUGGACCAGAAACCAAAAAGGCAAAAUCCGGAUCGGGUGUCAAUUUCUUUAAAGGAAAAUAUGAAGAAGUCAACUCGCAAAUCCAAGUUGAUAACUCAUCAAACAAGGAAUCUGAUGAAGAAUUUAAAACUUCAAGAAUAUGGGUUAAGUAUAAUGAAGGUUUUUCAAAUGCUGUUAGAAAGAAUAUAGGUUGGAAUGAUUUCUGGCUGGUUUAG
Messenger RNA from Candida tropicalis MYA-3404, 2490 nucleotides. RefSeq names its product Ctf18p (gene CTF18). The record is from RefSeq and is a predicted model, not a curated record. The transcript has a single exon. Gene Ontology annotation, cellular component: nucleus. Lineage: Eukaryota; Fungi; Ascomycota; Pichiomycetes; Serinales; Debaryomycetaceae. The coding region runs from base 1 to 2490 and encodes 829 amino acids. Gene Ontology annotation, molecular function: ATP binding; ATP hydrolysis activity; DNA binding.